AUGACUCCACGUAAUCAAUGCAACCUGCUGCAAGAUCUGCAGCUAUCAGUAGCACUUCACUUGAUUCCAAAUGAGAGAAGGACUCAACAAUCAAGGCAGAAAAAGAAAACUUGCAACCCAUUCUUUGAUGAGACAUUCGUUUUCCAGGUUUCUGAGAAGGAACUCGCCGACCAUUCAUUGCGUAUGACUGUCCUCGACACCGGAAGGAACAAGAAAAGCAAUGUGAUCGGUCACGUCACAUUUCCGCUUCGCCAUCUUGCCACAGAACAUCCUACCGAUCAGCUGGAACUAUUGAAGAUGGAUCUUGAAAAGGUCCGUUCACGCAAAGCUGAUACCAGUAAUCUUAUGAAGCUUUUAAACACCAUUGACACCAUUCUAAACGAUGUGUAG
This is a messenger RNA of Nezara viridula (southern green stink bug), 390 nucleotides long. The record is from the annotation of a GenBank genome assembly. Lineage: Eukaryota; Metazoa; Arthropoda; Insecta; Hemiptera; Pentatomidae.